AUGGAUACUGCGGAGCGCGGCAGCGAUGGUAACAACAUCCUCAGCCUCCCGGUACCGAUGCGGCGGGGGGGCUCUGAGUCCAACCUGGUGUCUGACGGGGGCGAGGGGGGCGUGGGCCUGGACUUCACUAAGGGCCGUCUGGCCAUCGACAGCCUGCAGCAGAAGAUACUCAAGGUGACAGAGCAGAUCAAGGUGGAACAGACAGCCAGGGACCAGAACGUGGCAGAGUACCUCAAACUGGUCAACAACGCUGACAAGCAGCAGGUGACACGCAUACGGCAGGUGUUUGAGAAGAAGAACCAGAAGUCUGCCCACAGCAUCGCCCAGCUGCAGAGGAAGCUGGAGCAGUACCACCGCCGUAUGAAGGAGGAGGCCAACGGGGCCAAGCACCCGCCCAGGGAUUCCCGGGGGGAGGGGGGCAAGGAGGGCCAAAAGGACGGCAGCCUGCGGGACGUCAGCUCGGCCAGCGCGCGCAACCCGGCAAUGGACAAGGUCAAGACCAUCGGCCCCGGGGUCUCCCUCUCGCCCCCCUUCUUCUUCAACAAGUCGCGGGAGUUCGCCAACCUCAUCCGCAACAAGUUCGGCAGCGCCGACAACAUCGCCCACAUGAAGAGCUCCAUGGAGACGGGGGCGGGGCUCCAGGCGGAAGGCGGAGCCGGGGCCCGGGCGCUGAGCGGCAGCGCCACCACGAUUGCCAAGGCCAAGUACCCCAGCGACGAUGAAUGUUCCACGGGGACCUCUGUGUCGGCAGACUCCAACGGGAACCCGGCGGGGGGGUCGGGGUUGGGGUCAGGGGGUGGGCCGGGGAGGUCGGACUCUCAGGGGAAGCUGGGGGAGGUGCUUGAGGAGGUCAGGGAGAUUAGGGAGGCCCAGGCACAGCUGGCCGAGGACAUGGAGUCACUGAAAAGCCAGUUCAAGAGUGACUACAGCUUCAUCACACAGACGCUGCAGGAAGAGAGAUACAGGUUUGAGCGGUUAGAGGACCAGUUAAAUGACCUGACAGAGUUGCACCAGCAUGAGACCAGUAACCUGAAGCAGGAGCUGGCCAGCAUCGAAGAGAAGGUGGCUUACCAGGCCUACGAGAGAGCUAGAGACAUCCAGGAGGCUCUGGAGUCAUGUCAGACGCGUGUCUCUAAGCUGGAGCUCCAGCAGCAGCAGCAGCAGACGGUACAGGUGGAGAACACAGACGUCAAGGUGCUGCUGGGGAAAUGCAUCAACAUCAUGCUGGCCAUCGUCACGGUGAUCCUGGUGUGCGUUUCCACGGCGGCCAAGUUCACCGCGCCUCUCCUGCGGAGCCGCGUGCACCUGGCACUCACCUGCGUGGGUUUGUCCCUACUGGCGGUCAUCUGGAAGAACUGGGAGCACCUGCAGUGUGCCCUGGAACGCAUGCUCCUCCCACACUAAGCUAGACUCCUCCCAUGUUAAGCUAGGCUCCACCCAGUCUGAGUUUGUCCCCCUCACACUGUGGGUUUGGCACCACCCACACCGAGCUUGGGACUUUGUGACGUUGUCAUAGCGAUAGAUUAAAUGGGGCGGUGUUUACAAUGUAGCCUUACACCCCACCACCCUCGUGUCUCUCCCCCUCUCUGUCUUUUGGAGUUUGGGCAGAACUCCUUGAGGGAAAUCGAUGCCAGUGUGCCACUACAGUACAAAUGACAGGAAAGCAAGACUGACCAAUCAGAUGGUGGCUACAGAGGAAGCAGGACCAGUCACAUACGGUAUUAUUGCGGACACUGAUCUUUGUGUGGUUGUCAAUCUCAAUAGGACAUUGAACUGCACUAUACAGGUGGUAAGCUUAUGUAUAACCUUUAUAGGGGAAACAAGGGGUCCCCCGAUUGGUUCCCUGUCUUUUGCGGAGUCGUACUUCCGUCACCUAAAUUACACUAACACACUGACAGUAUUAAAAACUAAUUCUCCCAGAAGACCUCUGGCUCUGAUCCAUAAACAGUCUCACUCCCACCCCCCAAGCCACGAUGAUACACAUUCAUCCACACACACACUGAGAGGAAUGUGACUUGUGUGUCUGUGUAUGUACAGGGGGUGGGAGUGUUCUCCAUGUGAGAGUGCUUUGUCUGUGUGUACCUGUACUGUACUGUCAAGUGAUGAAAUGUUUUAUAAUUGGAAAAAAAAUACAAAGGACAAUGUUUGUUUUUUAAAGUGUAAUAUUUGUCUGGGUGUCCGUGAAGGGUGGUUCAUUUUUUUUUUUUUACAAAGGAAUGGUUAUGAACUGCAGGACUGCCUCUUGUUUCUGUGUACUGGUAUGCGGGUUUGUGGAUAAAUGGUGUCUUAUGUACUUUAUAUAGUCUAUUAACAGAUGCAGUGGAACUGCCACGGGUCUAGGCUAUAAGGGGUGAAUUCACCCCAAGAGUUAUGUGUUCUCUCUCCCAUAGGAAAUACAUAGACUGACCCUUUAGCCGUUAACAUGCUAACUGUGUGAGUGAUAUCCUCUGCCAGUCUUUGAUGGAUCUGGGGGGAGGUAACCUCUGACCUGACACACAAACCUCAUUUGUGAUUCGUCCUUUAAUGUUGAUGAUAAUGUCAUUUUUUAGAAUUAGAAUUUUUUAGGAAUUAAGCUCUGUUCAGAGUGGGCUGAACAAAGGAAUUGACUUACACUAAAUGGUUCAGACAGAUUUGAACACAUUUUAUUUGUUUUCUUUGAAAUGUUUCAUAUUUUUCGCCUUUUUACAAUGAAGA
Molecule: messenger RNA, 2694 nt
Organism: Salvelinus namaycush (lake trout)
Lineage: Eukaryota; Metazoa; Chordata; Actinopteri; Salmoniformes; Salmonidae
Product: transmembrane and coiled-coil domain protein 3-like
Exons: 6
Coding region: 1-1404 (467 amino acids)
Cellular component (GO): endomembrane system
Source: RefSeq, a predicted model, not a curated record